This is a messenger RNA of Chara braunii, 2224 nucleotides long. NCBI's taxonomy places the organism in Eukaryota, Viridiplantae, Streptophyta, Charophyceae, Charales, Characeae. The record is from the annotation of a GenBank genome assembly.
CUCCGUUCGAGUUGAACUGUGGCGGACGUCCUCUCGCAGUUGAGUCGCUCUACUCACACAGCUUCCACGUUCACAACUCUGUAACCGAAGGGGUGUCCGGUGUCGUGGGACCCCUACUGCCUUCAUCGAUCGACACAGGCGGUGCAGUCGUCGGGUUUUCAUUCUGCUUUUGACUGCUGGCGACCAGUUUGACUUCGCAUCCCUGACCUUCACUGCGAGGCAGUUUCAGAGUUGACGGUGGCUUCAGUGGAAGGAAGGUGGCGCUUUGCAGAGUUGCGUGCUCGCUUCCCGCUAUCAAUCAGGCGAAAGAUCGUCGACUCGGUCAAGUAUGGCGGAGCCCAAGCCCUGGGUUGACAUGCCAGGCCUCCGCCGCAUGAGCUGGAGGAAGAUGGGCGCCAUUGGCGGGGCUUUGGCCUUAGCGGGGAUUGUGUUUGGGGGCCUGCUUCUUCUCGGCCUGCCCGUGCUCCUUAUUGGCGGCUUGUUGCUUCUCCUUACGUCUCCUUGCACAUGCGCCGUAGGCUGCUGCACCGCCCCGCUCUGGAUCCCCCUGCUUCUUUUUGUCGGUAUCCCGGCGCUCAUCUUCUUCGUCACCACGGCCGGCAUCACAAUGCUCCUCACAGUGUUGGCAGGCUUGACGGGUGCGGCUGGGUGGUGGAUCUACCGUUACAACCGGGGUCCGAUGCCCCCGGGCGGAGAUGCGAUGCUGAGAGUUCUCGACCGUGUGAGAGGACGAUCAAGGGAAGUGACGGAGAGGAUCUCGAAGGUUGGACAGCAAGCAGCAUCUCCUGCAGCAUGAACCCAUCGUCUUUUAAUCGGACAGAUUAAUAAGCGAUCGAAGAAGGAAAAAACACCAAUGUCCGUGGCCGCGUCGUGAAUCGCUAAGUGGAAUCUGGUCGUCUCACGGGGCAAAACGUCAGAAUUGGUUGAUUGAUUGAUUCCUCGAUUGAAGAAGAGCAGAUGCGCGAUGGGGAAGCCCGCUGAGCCUCGCAGGUUGGUCGACUGAAGGUCUAUUGUUUGCUUUGACUCCGAUCGUUGUCGGUCAGGUAGCAAUGGGUGUACGGAAAAAAAAAGAAAAAAAAUUGUUUUGAAAGCGUGUACGACACACGUGGCUGUGGGGAGAAGACGAUGUGAUCUGGAGGUGGGUUAUUGAAGAUCUGUCUGUUGACAUCCACUCGGAUCUUUGUUGGUCGAGGGAUGGGUUUNUAUUGAAGAUCUGUCUGUUGACAUCCACUCGGAUCUUUGUUGGUCGAGGGAUGGGUUUACGAACGGCGAAACCGAGGGUUUCCUGAGGACGUGCGAUAUGGCUGAGGGGACAACACAGUGGGAUCUGGAGUCGGGUUUUGUAGUGCACUAGCGAGGCGGUCUUCAGCCGGUGAAUGACCGAAGAUCAUGGAGAUGAUGAUGGGAAUCGCGAGAGCUCUUUUCUCUCAAGAUUCUCUCACGAUUCAUUACCUUUUGGUGCAUCAAGAACGGGGGUUAGUAGAUAUGGGCAUUCAAACGUAUAUUCCAGAAAUUAUACCUGCUGAUGAUCAAACGGGAUCUCGUAAAGGAAAAUCAUUUGGAGGAGGAUUAAGUGAGGUGAUGACAAGAAGGUAUGUUUGAUGAAGAUGCUCGAAUAUACUGUAGUAGUACGCUAGUAUGAGUACUUGGUCGAUUAUGUGAUAGUCACAGUAGGAUCUUGAAAGUUGAAAAAGACUCCCAGCCAUCUGUGGGUGGAACCGGGACCUUGGGACCGAAGGCCCAAGGUCUCUAGGGCCGUUGGCAAGUAUCCCAGGCCCCAGGGGGUGUGGGAUCUAAAGAGCGUUGUGGUUCAGCAAAAAAAAAGGGAAGUUUGAAAAUGGGGAUGCAUAGCGUUGCGGACGGCUUCACCUUGUUCGGGCAUUCAAUAUCCCCUUUGGCGGCAGAGGACGAGUUUAAAACCCUAUUCAGGCUGAGUAAUCAAUACUGUCUGGCUAUCUCAAGGCCGUAAGGCGCUGGGCUAGUGGCAAGCCUCCUGAUGAGACCGGAGCGCAGCCGGUUUAUUAACGUAGAGGAAUGCGUGUGCGAUGAUUCGAGCUGCUUGUACACGCUGGAUUCGCUAAUGGAAUAUUGUUUUUGCAUGUAAAGAGCAAUCCCGUCACCCUUUUCCAAAAACAACAAAAAAAAAAAAAGUAUAGAGUGGCAAGAACGCCAUAUACGAGAAGUGCAAGUGGCGAAAAAUUAGCAAUAAACACCAGCCACUGGC